Molecule: messenger RNA, 489 nt
Organism: Paramecium primaurelia
Lineage: Eukaryota; Ciliophora; Oligohymenophorea; Peniculida; Parameciidae
Source: the annotation of a GenBank genome assembly
AUGAAAAUAUUGAAUAUCAAUAAAUUAUAAAAUGAAUAAUAAAAUAUAACACAAAAACAUUUAUAGGAGUUUGCACAUGAGAAUUCAAUAAUAUUAAUAGGUUAAAUUAAAUAAAAAUAUGAAGAUAGAAAAGGUUUGAAAUAAAUUAUUAUACAAUUUGAACCAAUUGUUAAGUAAAUUAAUUAUCAAUAUCAAAAGCAAAAUAUAUGCUGAAGUUUUAGGAUUUAAAAUGUAGUAAUUGAAAGAUAUCAUAGAUGAUCCAAACAUAAAUACAAGAGAAUAAGUAAUUACACUCAUCAUUCAUAUUGAAGAGGUUCUAUAAGAAAUAGAAAAGCACUAUUAAAUACCUUAUAAUAAAUAGUAUUUUGAGGAUGCUUGUAAUAAUCUCUUAUUAAUUCAUAAGUUUAUGAAAUAACAACCCCUGAAAUAGAUCAAGAUGUAGGACUUAAUAAUUCAGAUUGUUGGUGUAAAAAAUGCAGCAUCUCAUGA